This is a messenger RNA of Daucus carota subsp. sativus, 1269 nucleotides long. Its product is annotated as protein FAR1-RELATED SEQUENCE 5-like. Lineage: Eukaryota; Viridiplantae; Streptophyta; Magnoliopsida; Apiales; Apiaceae. Gene Ontology annotation, biological process: regulation of DNA-templated transcription. The record is from RefSeq and is a predicted model, not a curated record. The transcript is spliced from 2 exons. Bases 1 to 1269 code for a protein of 422 amino acids. Gene Ontology annotation, molecular function: zinc ion binding.
AUGGCCGCGGCUAUUGAAUCACAACUACCGAAUACCUCACAUUUGUUAUGCUCAUGGCACAUUAGCAACAAGUUCCCCGAGAAACUUGCAACAUAUUACUCAAAGGAAGGGUUUAAAUUUGAUUUCAACAAUUGCAUCUAUCACUCUUUGACUGAAGUUGUGUUUGAGGAUCGGUGGAAGGCUUUGAUUUUGAAAUACAAUUUGGAAGGCAAUACAUGGCUUCAAGGGUUAUAUGCUUUGAAGCAUAAGUGGGUGGAGGCUUACACAAGAAACACUUUUUCUGCGGGUCAGAAAACCACAUCAAGAAGUGAAGGAAUGAAUGCCUAUUUUGAUGCCUAUGUUGGUUCUUGCACCGGUUUGAAGGAUUUUGUUGAGGGUGCACAAAAAGCUUUGGAGAGGCAAUUUAUGCGUGAGAAAGAUGAGGAUUACAAUACGUAUCAUAGAAGUCGUUGCAUGCAAAUGAAAACCGCCUUGGAGCACGACGCGGCUUCCAUUUAUACGAAAGAAAUGUUUCGAAGAUUUCAAGAACAAUUAGUUGAAGCAAAUAAGUACUUCAUGGAGAAAGAUAGAGAUCGGUCUUUGGAAGAUGUUGAAGACACAUUCUACAAAUGUUAUAGACCGUUGACGGGUGCAUCUCAGAGAACCAUGUAUCUUGUAUCAUUCAACAAGGCGUCAUUAUGGGGUUCAUGCAUUUGUAAAAUGAAUGACCAUGUUGGCAUGCCAUGCCGUCACAUUAUUGCCGUGUUGACGAAGAGGUGUGUGGCGGAACUACCGGAAAAUUUUGUGAAACGGCGUUGGACAAGGGAUGCCAAUAGAGUUGAUGGCGUGUUGCCAUAUCAAACAUCCGAAGUUGAAUCACCGUCUCAUGAGUUGACUCCCACGGAAAGAUUUAACCACAUGACCUUACUUACCAUGGCUUUUAGUCAUAGUUGCUCCGCGUCGAAAGAGCGGUAUGAAUAUGCCGUUGGGGUUAUUAAUCGAGAAACGGAGAUUAUUGAGAAAAUGCCCGUUGACGGGGUAGAACGUGAAGGAGGUAAAAUGACCGACGCUUCGGGUAAUGACUCAGUGUCACACGUAAGCAAUUCAUUCUCGUACUCGGAUGAAAUGGUAGAUUCACCUACCUUCAGUGAGUUGGAGGAAGCAUGGCGUCAUCUUGAAGAAUUAGCAGAAAUGUACGAACCACCUCCCCAAGCGGAAGAAGAAGACAAUGCGUUGUACCCAGAUGACGAAGAGGCCUACCGCUCAAGAUGUUGGAGUGAAGCAUGUUAG